AUUUGUAUUAGUUUUUCACAGUCAAGUUGGAUUUCACGACGAACGUGAAGCUGGACAACGUUGCAUAAUCUGCAUUUGUAGAUUAUCUCUAAUCUUUUUUCCAAAUUCUUGAUUAGAACCGUACAAUACUUGGCAAUGACAUCUUUUAUUUGGAUCAAAGUCAAAGGUUUGACAUGGAGCGAUAAAUUUUCUGAGUACGUUUUAUGGUUGAUGGCAUCAUUUUUGACAGAUGUAUGGCAGCUUAAUUACAAGAUUGCAGCCACAGGUGUCAAUAUAUUUAGGGGCUUGGCAGAUAUAGCUCCUUUAUUUUUGCAACAAGUUGUGGAUUCUUACUUGGGGAUUGGUGUUUUUGUCAUUAUCAGCAUUAGGAACUUGCAAUACAAUGGGGAAUAACUCGUGCCAUGUUAAAAAAAGAUACAAGUUCUUGUUUUUCUUAGCAUUACCUCAAUUGCUUGUGGGUAUAUCCUUCCAUAAAUUAAACUCAUUAGAAGAGCUUCUUAGUGAAGUUGAGUGCUCAAAACCAUCUAAACGGUUGCGCUUGAACGACAAAGUUGCUUUGAUA
Molecule: messenger RNA, 562 nt
Organism: Humulus lupulus (European hop)
Lineage: Eukaryota; Viridiplantae; Streptophyta; Magnoliopsida; Rosales; Cannabaceae
Product: protein NRT1/ PTR FAMILY 5.5-like
Exons: 4
Coding region: 136-393 (85 amino acids)
Source: RefSeq, a predicted model, not a curated record